GCGCGGAGCUUUUGACCUUGCCUCGUCCUGAGCCGUCGUCCUACUUGCUCCGCUCCAGCUAUGGCGCCCAGGAAGUUCUUCGUGGGGGGGAACUGGAAGAUGAACGGCGACAAGAAGAGCCUGGGCGAGCUCAUCCACACCCUCAACGGCGGCAAGAUCCCCGCCGAGACCGAGGUGGUUUGUGGAGCCCCUUCCAUCUACCUUGACUUCACCCGUCAGAAACUAGAUGCAAAGAUCGGGGUUGCAGCACAGAACUGUUACAAGGUGCCAAAGGGAGCAUUCACAGGAGAGAUUAGCCCAGCCAUGAUUAAAGAUGUUGGAGCUACCUGGGUUAUCCUUGGCCACUCAGAGAGAAGGCAUGUUUUUGGAGAGUCUGAUGAGCUGAUUGGACAGAAAGUGGCUCACGCCCUGGCUGAGGGUCUUGGUGUGAUUGCCUGCAUUGGAGAGAAACUGGAUGAGAGAGAAGCUGGCAUCACAGAGAAAGUGGUUUUUGAACAGACCAAAGCUAUUGCUGAUAAUGUGAAGGACUGGAGCAAGGUAGUUUUGGCUUAUGAGCCAGUUUGGGCUAUUGGAACUGGUAAAACAGCGACUCCCCAGCAGGCCCAGGAAGUUCAUGAGAAGCUGAGGGGCUGGCUAAAAACUCAUGUGUCUGAAGCUGUUGCUCAGUCAACUCGAAUCAUUUAUGGAGGUUCAGUGACUGGAGCCAACUGCAAGGAGCUAGCUUCCCAACAUGACUUGGAUGGCUUUCUUGUUGGUGGAGCUUCCCUCAAGCCUGAAUUCUUGGAUAUUAUCAACGCAAAACACUGAACCAGUCCCUAAGGCCCAUGGGGAGAAAUUUCUCCUUCCUGUCCCUGAGGAGAAAAAGAAACUAAGACAACUUCCCAUGCACACCCUUCCCUGCCAUUGCCUCACCCAAGACUCUUUCCCCUCUUGCUGUAACAGUUUCUACCAUGCUGCUAAACAGUCACUGGACUGGAUUCUGAUUGAUGUGGGAGAGCCUUUCUCUAAAGAGGCAGGGUUUUAAUAGACUCUGCCUUGGUUUGGCAAAACUGGGUGGACUCAUGGCGGGGCUGUCUGCUAGAUUUGCCUAUGUGUCCCAUAAAUCAAUCAGAGUCCAGUGUCAGUCUGCCCAUCCCCACUCCCCUGUUCUCUGCAGUGCUGCAUUGAGGUGGUCGCUUGUGCUGAGGCAUAGAGCAGAGGAGUGCUGCCUCGUGCAUCAGCUGGGAUCUUGUGCUGACCAAUUGGAAGGAAAGCUGGGUAGGCCUUGUGGGGGCUUAGAUCAUUGUGAGAUGUCCUGUCUCUUGUGUUUCCCUUCACCAACAAUAAACAGAAACAAGUAGAAAUGAA
This is a messenger RNA of Alligator mississippiensis (American alligator), 1347 nucleotides long. RefSeq names its product triosephosphate isomerase 1 (gene TPI1). Bases 61 to 807 code for a protein of 248 amino acids. Gene Ontology annotation, biological process: glycolytic process; glyceraldehyde-3-phosphate biosynthetic process; glycerol catabolic process. Gene Ontology annotation, cellular component: cytosol. Gene Ontology annotation, molecular function: triose-phosphate isomerase activity. Lineage: Eukaryota; Metazoa; Chordata; Crocodylia; Alligatoridae. The record is from RefSeq and is a predicted model, not a curated record. The transcript is spliced from 7 exons.